Messenger RNA from [Torrubiella] hemipterigena, 5340 nucleotides. The record is from the annotation of a GenBank genome assembly. Lineage: Eukaryota; Fungi; Ascomycota; Sordariomycetes; Hypocreales; Clavicipitaceae.
AUGAGUGCCUCUCCUGCGCCUUCGGUGCGCUUUGCAAGCUUGCCGCGGAUCACAUCUACUGCUGCCAUGUCCACGGCGUCUGACUUUCAGCCCACCCAUGAGUCUGAUGAGGACGAGCAUGACAUGUCUCCUCAGCACUCGGGCACGCAGACGCCCUCUGGCAUGCGUACGCCAAACCACAACUCUAGCUACGAUGAUUCAUUCCGCUACGAGACUAUGAUCAACUAUCUUCACAAGCGCAUCGUCGCCUCUGGCUGGAUGCCUUCUUCCGAAAUGUCCUUCCCUCACCAGCCUCUGGGCGUUCUCCUCCGCAUCUCUCGCGGAAACUACAUCUCUUCGCCCGAGGACCCUGCCCAUCCUCUGCUGCUCGGCGCCGUGAUCCGCCUCAACCUCGCUGUGGCCUUCACCAUGCGCUCGCAGAUGCUGGACGGCAUCUUGGCCAAACUCCCCCAGGGCCAGUCGGAACUUCGUUUCAAGGACGGCUCGCAGAUCCAGAUUCUUGAUUCCAUGGCCUCCGCGCAGCCCUCCAACGUCCGCAAGUUUCAGUACGGCUGCAUCUUCCGCGAAGAGCGCGUCCUGCUCACCUGGCAAGACAGCCUGCAGCACAUCAUCUCGCAGGGCAACAAGUUUGAAGAGAAGCUUCUGUCCAUGGUCUGGGGCGAGUCCUCAUCCAUCCCCGCCAACCUGCUGCAGAUGCCUAGCCGUCCUCCAUCCAUCUACUCUGGCGCUUCUACCCCCGCUGGCGCCAUGACGCCCAACCCCAUGCACGCCGCUCUCUCUGAGAAGACAGCUUCUGUCUUCGCCUCCCAAAACCCCUCUGAAGACGACAUCACCAUGGAAAAGGACGACGCCGUCGACCGCCCCGAGUCCCUGGAGCGUCCUGUGAUGCACACCUCUGCCGUCUUCAUCGGCCUGUCCGUCUGUCUCUCCAUCAUCCUCCUCUGGGGCGUCUACAUCUCCAAGAUUGUCUCCGAGUGCCUGCUAGACGGCAACUGGGUCCGCAUGGCGCUGAUUGCCCCGAUCCCCUUACUCAUGUGUGUCUCGCUCUUCUUCUUCCAGAUUGUCCUCACCAAUCUGACGCAGAUGAUUGGCCCUAUUGGCGGCGUCCACACCAACUCCCGCUACUACUCCUGCUACAAGCCCUCCUUGAAGCGUGCGUUCCGCGACGGCCUUGGCGCCGGCGGUCUGCCUCUCAUUACCAUCCAGAUGCCCGUGUACAAAGAAGGUCUCGAGGUUGUCAUUAUGCCCACUGUCCGCUCCCUGCAGGCUGCGAUCAGCCACUACGAGAGCCAUGGCGGCUCGGCCAACAUCCUGAUCAACGAAGACGGUCUGCGUGCCGGUAUUUCAGACGAGGAAGCGCAGAACCGACGCGACUUUUACCACGAUAACAAUAUUGGCUGGGUAGCUCGCCCUAAGCACGGCGCCGACGGCUACGUCCGCAAGGGCAAGUUCAAGAAGGCGUCCAACAUGAACUUUGCCCUGAACCUGUCGCAGCGUGUCGAGAACCACUUGGAGCAGCUUGUCAAUGCCCGUCUGGAAGCGGAUGGUGCCACUACUAUUUCUGAAGAAACACAGGGUGAACUCUACGACCAGGCGCUCGCCAAGACGCUCGAGGAAGAGCCUCUUGCUUGGGCCGAGGGCAAUGUCCGUGUCGGUGAGAUUAUCCUCAUUGUCGACUGCGAUACUCGUGUCCCUGAAGACUGCCUCUUGUACGGUGCCGCCGAGAUGUUCCUGUCCCCUGAAGUCGCUAUUGUCCAGCACUCCACUGGCGUGAUGCAGGUUGCCUACGACUACUUUGAGAACGGCAUCGCCUUCUUCACCAACCUCAUCUACUCGUCCAUCAACUUCUCCAUUGGCUCUGGUGAAGUCGCCCCCUUUGUCGGCCACAACGCCUUCUUGCGCUGGGCUGCCAUCCAGGACAUUGGCGUCAAGGAGUCUGACAACUACACUGCCUUCUGGUCCGAGUCCCACGUCUCCGAGGACUUUGAUGUUGCUCUUCGUCUGCAGAUGGCUGGCUCUGUUGUCCGCAUUGCCAACUACCACAACAAUGAGUUCAAGGAGGGUGUGUCGCUGACGAUUUACGACGAAAUCGCCCGCUGGCAAAAGUACUCGUACGGUGUGUCUGAGCUCAUCUUCCGUCCUUUUCGCUACUGGUACAAGGGCCCCUUCACCCCCAUGUUCUACACUUUUAUUGGUUCCGAUCUCAACUACUCCUCCAAAAUCUCCAUCUGGGCCUACAUGUGCAGCUACUACGCUCUUGGCUCGGCCCUCAUGCUGACCAUUAUGAACUACUUUGUUGUUGGCUGGUUCCGCGACGACAUUUCCGCUUGCUACUUGACCUCGUGGAACGUCUUCCUUUCGCUGGUUGUCGUCUUUAACGCCUCUGGUCCUAUUGCCCUGGCUAUUCUCCGCUACCGCACUGGCGAAAAGUCCCUACUUGGCGGCCUUGUCGAGAACUUCAAGUGGACGGCGCUCAUGACUGUUCUGUUUGGCGGUCUCUCGUUCCAUAUUAGCGCGGCCUUCCUUGCUCACUUGUUCAGUGUCGACAUGACUUGGGGCUCUACCUCCAAGGAAAAGGUCGAAAGCAACUUCUUCCAGGAGAUGCCCAAGAUCUUCAAGACAUUCUGGAUCAUGUAUGCCUUCAUUGUCGUCAUGACCGGUGCCAUGAUCUACCUCGGCGCCUUUGCUCCUGCAGACUGGGCCAUCAACGACUUUACCGUUGUCCUCCCGCUUGCCUUUAACUUGUUCUUCCAUGCCCUUUGCCCUAUUGUCCUCAACCCCAACCUCAUGGUCUUCAACUACUAAGGCCUGAGGUUUUUCUUUUUUGUGCUUGUUGCAAUUGACGAGGUAGCUGUUAGGCUUCUCCACGCAUGACGAUUCAUUACUAGAUACCAUUAGAAGCAUAGACUGAUUUGAAAGCGACUACUAGCGCUACGAUCUUAACACCUAAUCCAAUACAUAUUUAUAUAUAUAUACCUAUUUCAGCACUUUUGUGCCGUGAUGAAAUGCAAAAUCAAGUGAAAUUUUGUGUGGAACUCACAAGCCGCUCAUGAUAUCUUAUAGCAGUAAAAUAACCAAGUAUACAUCUUCCAUCCUAUCCUAUAUACUAUUUUAGCCGCGAUAGUCCGGCUUUCGCGACAAGUUGACGGGUGGUGGCUCGUCGUCGUCCAAUGGAUAUGGAGCAAAUUCGCCCUGUGGGAUAACAGCAGAUCUGGGCGGUCCGCGCAGAGGUGCCAUCUGAGGAGCUGGGGCAUAACUGUCAUGUUGCAGUGGUGUUUUGGGUGGUAGAGGCGGCGCUUCUGCGUAUGGCAAGGGCUGCGUUACGUUGGCGGAGAAUCCCGAACCAGCAGAUGCAUUUCGGUACUGUGCGGGCGUCGGUGCAAACGAGGUAAGUCGAUCGUCGUUUCCGUCAUGGCCAUUCUGGGACGGGCGACGGUGAUGGAUUACCGAGAGGCGCUUGGCAGACUUGGGCGGCGGUGAGGAGCGCAAAGGAGGCGGGUGAAGAGGAGGAGGGUGCAGUGGGUGUUGGCCAGAUGACGAGCGCUGGUCGUAGUAUGAGCUGUGUGGAGACGGUGACAUGUUGGAAAUCGUUUCGUUGCCCAUUGUAAAACUGUCGGGUCGACCGGACUCGUUGGAUGCGCGGCUGCCGGGAGAUAGUGGCGAUGGGACAUAGUCAUACGGAACUUCGGCGGGCAGCUCAACAGCACCCGGGCUAGGGAUCUCGAAUUGGCCAGCCGAGUUGGUUUGAACAAGCUCCGGAAUGCCUUGGGCCUCGCGAUCGCGGCGCAUACGAAGCUUAUGAAUGCGAGCUAGCUUGCUCGACAUGCUCUGUAGCAUAUGUUGCUCCUCAUCGCGGCUCAUGUAGCGACGCGUGCUCGUGCUAAUAUCGCCCAGGCGGUUCCAUUCGUUCAUGCCGAAUUCGCCUACACCAAUUUCAACAUUUAGACGGUAGUAGUUGUCUGGGUUUACGCCUCUCUUUGCUAGGUUCUGGCGCAUCAUGGUCUCGUGGAUGCGCUCGCAGCCCUCAAUCUUGGAAAUGAGCCGGCGUCGGGCCUCGGCAAACUCACCCAUGAAUCCUUCGUACCAGGCCUGCUGGUUAGAGUCGGAACCGCGAGGUCGCUUUCCGGUGCCUACGCUAACAAAAACACCAAUCUCACGGCCGGGCCAUUCGUUGACCGCAGCUUCGUCGAGGGCUUCGGGGGCGGGGUUGAAGGUGCCAACGCCAUCAUCAUGGAAGGUGGACUGACCAAUCUGGAUGGGCUUAAAGGCUAGGCCAAUCGCAGAAGUAGCGCGGCCAGCCUGCCAAAUCUUGCAGUCGAAUUCGGGGGCCGGUUCGCGUUUAGAAUCGUAUGAUCGGAGCAUCGCUGCUGGGCUGCCGCGUGGUGACGAUUUGUACAUUGCCGUGACGGCGCUAGAAGACAAUCGUUAGCUACAUAUCCCAGAGUAGCCAAGAAUAAAACUUACGUCUUGGUGCGAUUUUCUCUAGCAUCGUAAAGACGAGCGUCUGGGUUUCCAUAGCGCGAGUUGGCAACGGGUCUGGCGGGGGCCAUUUGCGCAGCGGGACUCCGCGCGCUGAAGCUAACGGUACUGGCAUUGCUGGAAUGGCGCCUUGGAUAUUGCGAUGACGUCGGUCUCGAGCUAGAAGGGCUAGUAAUCUCGUCAAAGUCCGGUUCACCCGAAUCGUUUCCCUCAUUCUCGAGAACCGUGUGGUCGCGGACAGCAGCCUUGAUGGCGUCCUCCAGUCGGCUAGCUUUGAAGAGCGUUGAGCGGUACGGUAUACCAGCAAUCGUCUUAUCCGUCUCAAACACCAUGCGGGUCAUGCGCACAUAGAGCUCCUUGCACGUCUCCAGAUCCAGUCGCAAACGGCCCAGCAUAAUCGCAAUCAGACCGCCGGUGCCGGUGCCGACGAUGAGGUCGAAAUGGUCGGCAGGUUUGGGGAUCUCGUUUCGGCGGGGUGCUCGGCCAUGCAUCUCAACAAAGGUGCGGUGCAUGAGCUCCUGGACGAUAAUAAGCAUCGAAUAACCGCGGACGCCUCCUCCGUCUAGUCGUGGUUAGCUAGAGCUCACGCGCACGCGACGAGCUUUAAGAGGGCACCAGCAACUUACCGAGCGAGAGCACGCGGAGGGGCGCACCCUUUGUGGUGUCUUUUCUCCUGACACCGAAGGAGUCCAUGGCGGCGGUAAAGGGUGUUCACAGUCGACGUUGAGUUGUUUAAGAUGUACUUGGGGUAAGAUGUCGAGUUGAGAAAGUUACAAGUCCUCCUCCCCGCAGAGUGUGGAGGCGGGAAAAGCAAAAAAGCCAAGUGGAGGAUGCAACGAUGAUGUUGGGCCGCAGUGCCCG